Schistocerca serialis cubense is the source of this 1807-nucleotide messenger RNA. RefSeq lists its product as uncharacterized. The record is from RefSeq and is a predicted model, not a curated record. Lineage: Eukaryota; Metazoa; Arthropoda; Insecta; Orthoptera; Acrididae. The transcript is spliced from 4 exons. Bases 340 to 882 code for a protein of 180 amino acids.
AAACAGUUUUAAUCUCCCAGGAAGUCUUAGGUAUAAGAUGUUUGUGUGAUGAUAAUCCAAAUGUUCAGGAAUGAUGGAGAAGGGCAGCUGCAACAAUAUGAAAUAAGGAUCCCAUGUUCAAAAACAAUUACUAAUAUUGCAGGACUGGCAAAUACCAACAUGGAGAUGUACACUUUAAGACAUUCUACCAGGAAUCUCCAAUGACACAUUGGAGGUGAUGUGAUGUGUAUGCAGAUGUGGUCAAUCCUAAUGUAAAGCUAUCCAAAAAAGACUUCCAAGAAAAUAUCAUCCAGGGAUGUUACAUUUUCUUAUAAUGUGAGGGUAUGCGGAAUACAAGUAAUGAUCUGCAAGGAAACUUUCCUAAGGGUUCAUGGCUUACAGAUACAUGCACGAAGAGUGAGGAAUUUGCAACAUCAAAUGAAGCAGGGAUUUGCAGUGCCAAAAGAAGAUGGAAGAGGAAAACAUGGAAACUACCCACAUAAAUUUCAAGACGAAGCUGUACAAAGUGUUAGAGAAUUUCUCAACACCAUACCGAAAUAUAACAGUCAUUACAGUAGGCAACAGAACCCCAAUAGAGUGUAUUUGGAUUGUGAUCUCACAACUGCUUCCAUAUUUCAAGAUAAAUACUCAGAAUACUGCAAGGGAAAGCAGGUUCCUGCAGUAUCUGAAAGUAAAUUCAGAGAAAUUUUUGUAUCUGAAUUUAACAUAGGCUUCAAACUACCAAAAAGUGACACCUGUUCAAAAUGUGAUGAAUUUCUAAUUGCAAUAAAUAACCCAGAAUUAUGUGCAGAAGCAGUCACAGAAAAGAAACAACAAUAUGAACUGCAUCUCAAAAAGGCUGACAGAGGACAAAAUAUGAUUGUCUUUAACUGCUCUGGCUAAAGAAAAUUCGAAAGAGCAUCAUGUGAUAGCAAUGGAUAUGCAGCAAACAUUCCCCACACCUAAACUAACAGUUGGUCCAGCAUUUUACAAGAGGAAAAUAUGGACAUACAACUAUGGUAUCCACGACUGUGGAUAAAAUAAGAGUUAUAUGUUUCUGUGGAGCAAGAAAGAUGGAGGACGAGGUUCAGAUGAGGUUGGGAGCUGCUUAUUGAAGUGUUUGGAGAUAACAAAUCAUCAGACAAAACAUCUCCACAUAAUCACAGACAACUGCAAGGGUCAGGCAAAGAACUGGACUAUUAUUGCUUUGGAAAGGUCCCUUGUUGCUACCAAAAGAUUUGAUUCUGUCCAGCAUUACUUCCCUGUAGUAGGUCACACCAUGCUACCUUGAGAUCGUGAUUUUGGUCGCACUGAACGGUAUGCAAGAAACAGACGUCCAAUAGUGUACACUCCAGAUGAAUGGGCAGAAGUAAUAAAAUCUACGAGUCCAAAACAUUUCAUUGUAACUAAAACAGAAAGAGAAGACUUCAGAAGUUUGGAAAGCCUGAAGACAUUGAUCUCAAAACGUACAGAAUCCACGUCUGGAGAUCCCCUCCAUUUCAGUGAAGCUACUCAAUUUAAGUUUGAGUCUGAAGAUCCCUUCAAGCUAAGUGUAAAGCACUCUUAUUCAGACAUAGGAGCUUUUACGUCGGUGGAUAUUUGUGUCAAAAAGAAAGGAAGGCUAGUCGAACCAAAUCCAUAUCAGCUGCGAAUAAAGUACAGAAAGCCACUACCAAUUAACCAGAAAAAAACUGAUGAUGUACUGUCUCUUAUGCCAUACAUACCUGCAGCAAAUCAAGAUUUCUUUCGGUCAUGUACUGGAAAUAACGUGUACAAUGAUGAGGUAGAGGAACUUCCUUGAUGUAACUGUAUCAAUGAAAAAGUAAUU